UAGCACGAACAGCUGUGCUUUCCGUGUUUUUCUCCGCUCAUUUCCCGACUGUGUUUACAAUUAUCUAAUCGUUAAUUAAAAUAAAGCCAUGUCCUGGCUUGGAAGUACUAUUCAGAAGCUCGGCAGAGCCACGCUCCUGGCAGUGGGUGGUAAACCACUCGCUCCCUUGGCCUCCACGAGCUCCACUGUGCGACAGUUAUCCCAUGCAGAGCGACGAGCACGCGGUCCCACUGUGCGCCGCUAUGGAUACGAGGACAAGAUCUUCAAGAGCGGAUUACUGCCCCAUGUGGACAACGGGCAAAAGCUACCCAUGCCCGUGUAUCGUCCGAAGAACGCCUGGUCCAAGAAACGCGCCCUUUUUGGCCAAAACGACUACAUCGACAUUCUGGGCAACGACAGACUGCAUCCGGUGAAGGUCCUCUACUCCCUGCCCUCCUGGCUGCGUGGCGUCUCCGGCAACGAGUAUCAGGUGCUGCUCCGUAAGCGCAGACUGCUCGAGAAAUCCAAAUACCCAGUGGCCCGACCCACCAAAUGGCGGGAAAUGGAGAAACGCAUCCUGUAUCUGUACAGGUUCCUUAACCGCAAGACCAAAACGGGCUAUUCACAUCAGUAAAUCCAUCGAGAUCAAAUAAAAUGUUUUGUUUUAA
Drosophila elegans is the source of this 647-nucleotide messenger RNA. It is a transcript of the gene mRpL51, whose product is annotated as 39S ribosomal protein L51, mitochondrial. The record is from RefSeq and is a predicted model, not a curated record. Gene Ontology annotation, cellular component: mitochondrial large ribosomal subunit. Gene Ontology annotation, biological process: translation. Gene Ontology annotation, molecular function: structural constituent of ribosome. Bases 89 to 613 code for a protein of 174 amino acids. The transcript has a single exon. NCBI's taxonomy places the organism in Eukaryota, Metazoa, Arthropoda, Insecta, Diptera, Drosophilidae.